CGUGUAUUUUGACAGGAAGAUAAAGCUUUUGUACCACGUCGAGGCAGUUUUCGAUUAUUCUAAAGGAAAUUUUCUUUCAAUUUACACAUUUGCACGGCAAGAAAGUGAAUAAUAUUACGAAUAAUGCGAAACCACAUUACUUUUCUUUUUAUAGUGGUCCUAUUUUCUCUGGCUUCAGCUAGAAUUGACCCUAAAAAUUUAAAAUGUUUAGUAUGCCGAACGACCUUCGAGGAAUUAAAUGUUGUGAUAAAAAACGUGGACAAAUGGAAAAAAGUUGAUGUGGGCAACUUCCGUAUGGACGCGAGCGGCAACACACUACAGCAGAAACUGCCAGCCCACCGCUCAGCUGUCUACAUCUCGGAAGUUAUAGAUGGAAUUUGCAAGAAGAUGGAUGAUUACGUGCGAGUGUAUUACAAGGCGACAGGCAAGCUGGCGAUAAUGCAGCUCGUGAUGCCUGACGGGAAAAUGAACGCUGACUUCUCCAAAACCAAGUUUGUGACAGACGAUGAUCUUAACAAGAGCUUGGAGUAUUAUUGCGAGCGUAUGUUUGAAGAGAAUGAGGACGAAAUAACGGAUCUGUACAAGAAGAGGCCCCACGAUGACGUCAUGCCAGAUGCUGAGCGAGAGAUCUGUUUCAAGCACGCGCAGUACUGUGAGGAGUGGAUGCUGCCCACGGAAGAGGACACCACCUGGACCAGGGAGAUGGAAGAGGAGUAUGUUAAGAUCCACGGGCCCGACCCGUACGGUUUCGGGGGCUUCGCCCCUCCCCCCGCGCCCAUCGGGGACCUGGAGGACGAAGACCUCGGAGCUGAGGAGAACAUCCAAGCGGAACCUCAGGAUAAGGAGGAAUUGUAAUUAUAAUGUUUGAGUGUCGAUUAAUCGACAAAUCGAAGUCGUAAAUGUUGCGUUAUAAUCGUGUCUCGAUUGUGUUUCGAUUGUAUUGUUUGUUUACCUCUGUGUGUGGUCGUCAUGUCGGAUUGGUACACUGGAGGUCCCAGGUUCGAUACUCGAUCAGGUAAAGAUGAAAAAUGUUUAUUUUUUCUUCUUGUGUAUGAUUAUUAAUUUGUUGGUAAAGUGCACUAUGUAAAUAUUUGUUUGUUCCGGAUAAGAUUUGUCUUUGAUAUCUAUAACAAGAAAUAUAAUAACAGACUGUUUGACUGGGCAAAAAAUAAAAUCUGUACUGGAUUUUAAAUAUACACGACAAUUUAAAUGUCAUCAAGGCCAAAGGUACUCAAAUUUUGAAUUAAAAAAAAUAAAUAAUUAAUCAGUCUUAUUUAUUGGGUGAUUUACAUUUUUUUGUUUUGAUUAAAGCAUAUUAGGAAUGUUUUUAGUUUCCAAAAUCGUGACGUCACAGGAUGACACUGUCAUACAAGCAAACACCAUAUAUUUUAUUAUUUAUGCCAUUAGUCAAUGUAUGUGAUUUGAAUAAAAAAUAUUUUAUUAAAUUUGAUACUUUUAAGGUGAUAUAUAAAAAUUCUCUUUCCAUAUUAUUCUACACUAGAUAAAGGAAUUUAUUGCAAAGUAUUACAGUUUUCCAUCACAUAAUGUAGUCACAGUAGUCUACUAAACCGAAAACGGUGGACUGUGUGUAAUGGGAAACUAUAAUAUUUUUCGCUAAUAAACAAAACAAAUUGGUAAAAAUGUUACGGUGGCGCUAGUGUGCAGUUUUGUAUCACAGUUUGAAUUUUAUUGAAGGUAUCUUGAGAUACGAUUAUAAUUUAACGUUAGUUAGCAGUUAUGACGAUUGUUAAAUAUUGUUAUGGCUAAAUUUUAUCAAUAAAUAUUAUGACUCCUGUACACAAAGAAAAGUUGGCCCAAAACCGAGCUAUGCCAAAGAACACAGUUGCUAAAAUAAUAUUAUGUUAAAAUAUAUUAGGAGAAACAUAAUUAUGCUGAAAUAAUGGAUUCCAGUAAAUAUUAAUUAAUGCCAUAAUUUAUAAUUGUUAAAAUUUAGCCAUUUUCCGCUCAAUUCAUGACAAUAUGCCAUUUAUGAAUGUUAUUAAGUCUUCCAUUAGUAGUUACAUGAUGUAUAUUUUAACGUUAUUUAUUAAUAUUUCUAUAAAGUUUUGUGAUUGAAACAUUACAGGGCUAGCACAAGUGUUUGCGAGGCAAAACUUGUAUGGAAAAUUAACAACGCCCGUGUCGUGCGUAAUAGGAACUAUAUUUCCAUAUAAAA
Messenger RNA from Plodia interpunctella (Indianmeal moth), 2176 nucleotides. RefSeq names its product seele (gene sel). The transcript is spliced from 7 exons. NCBI's taxonomy places the organism in Eukaryota, Metazoa, Arthropoda, Insecta, Lepidoptera, Pyralidae. The record is from RefSeq and is a predicted model, not a curated record. Bases 124 to 855 code for a protein of 243 amino acids. Gene Ontology annotation, cellular component: endoplasmic reticulum.